Messenger RNA from Anolis sagrei ordinatus, 4580 nucleotides. RefSeq names its product complement component C6-like. Lineage: Eukaryota; Metazoa; Chordata; Lepidosauria; Squamata; Anolidae. The record is from RefSeq and is a predicted model, not a curated record. Gene Ontology annotation, cellular component: membrane attack complex. Gene Ontology annotation, biological process: complement activation. Gene Ontology annotation, molecular function: protein binding.
AGUGAGCCCUUCAAAAGAAUUAGCUUCUCAAUACUUCCUCAAAGUGGACCAUAUGGCUGAAUGUGUAAGCAGAUUGUGCACACAGUAGCAUUUCCUUCACUGCGUGAUCAAUUGGACUUGGCAUUUUAUGGUUUUCUACAGGGUUUUUAGUCCACUAAGCUCUGAAAAAUGGGAGAAAUCCGCUUACUCUUGCUUAUUUUGCUGACUGUUGUAAUUAAGAAAACGUUUGGAUGCUACUGUGACCAUUAUUCCUGGAAUUCUUGGUCCAGCUGUUCAAGAACUUGCAACUAUGGGAUACAAAGCAGAUCAAGACAGAGAAACCAGGAUGCUUAUUAUUAUAAAAAUUCAUGCGAUAGACUGUGCACAUGGAGCGAAUCUCGAGCAUGUAACCAGGAAUCAUGCCACAUCAAUUGCCAAAUGAGUGACUGGAGCACAUGGUCAGAAUGCGACCCAUGUGUUAAAAAACAAUUUCGGAUUAGGUCUUUGCACCAGCCAUCUCAGUUUGGAGGCCAAGCCUGUACUGAGCAAUUGUCAGAUCGACGGCCAUGUUUCCCAACAAAAUUGUGCAAUAUGGAAGAUGUGAACUGUGAAAAUAAGAUGCAGUGUGACAAUGGUCGCUGCAUUGCCAAGAAACUAAGAUGUAAUGGAGAUGAUGACUGUGGAGACAAUUCUGAUGAAAGGAACUGCGGGACCAUAAAGCCUGUGUGUGGAAAGAACAGAAGGGAAUUCAUCAACAUACCCAGUGCACAACUUAUGGGCCUUGGCUACCAUAUUUUGGCAGAUGAGAGCCGAGGAGAAGUCCUUGACUAUGCUUUCAAUGGUGGGAACUGUGUCCUUGUGAAGUCUGAAGAUAACAGGACAACAUAUCGUGUGCCUGCAAACCUAGAGUCAGUCAACUUUCAGGUGAGCAAUCAAGAAGAUGAAGUGAAAGCCCAUUAUUAUACAGAUUUAACAUCCAUAAUGCAAACUCAGAAUCAACAAGGUUCAUCUUAUGAAACUUCAAAAGGCUAUGCUGGAAUCCCAAUUUUCUUUGGUGCAGGACAUAAUUUAAUGGUGUCAUCAUCUCAUUCCUUUAAGGAAGCUGUUAAAUCAUCUCACAAAAUGAGUUCCAACUUCAUUAGGGUCCAUAAGGUGAUUGCCGUUUCAAACUUCACAGUAAAACAGUCAGACUUGCAGGUCUCCAGAGUCUUCUUGAAUGCCCUCAACAGCCUGCCUCUGGAAUACAACUAUGCCCUUUACAGCCGGAUAUUUGAUGACUUUGGCACUCAUUACUACACAUCUGGCUCAUUGGGAGGGAGAUAUGAUCUUCUUUACCAGUUCAAUGAAGAAGAGACAAAAAACUCAGGUUUAACACAAAAAGAAAUGGCAAGCUGUGUGAAAUUUGAAACAACGGUUUAUAUUUUUUUCAUCCCAAUAAGAAACCGUUAUGAGAGAUGUACCCGCAGUAAAAUGACAGAGCGCUAUGAAGGUUCCAUACUGAAGUCCUCUGAACGGUCUAUUUCCCUGGUAAAGGGAGGGCGGGCACAGUAUGCUGCAGCCUUAGCCUUUGAGAAAAAGGGAUCUUUGCCAGGAGAAAACAUCUUUAAUGACUGGCUGGAGUCAACCAAGGAAAAUCCUGUCGUGGUUGAGUUUGAGGUGGCUCCCAUUCUGGAUUUGGUGAAGAACUUUCCUUGUGCUGUGACAAAGCGCUAUAAUCUGAGGAAGGCUUUUUUGGAAUAUAUGACUAGAUAUGACCCAUGUCAUUGUGCCCCAUGUCCCAACAAUGGUCGGCCUGUUUUAUCUGGAACGGAAUGCCUCUGUGUGUGCAAAGCUGGAACCUAUGGCAGUAACUGUGAGAGAAGAGCCCCAGAUUAUACAUCAGAUGCAGUAGAUGGCUAUUGGAGUUGCUGGUCUGCAUGGAGCCCAUGUGAUGCAUCUUUUAAGAGGAAAAGGACCCGAUUGUGUAACAAUCCCGAACCCAUGAAUGAAGGAAAACCCUGUGAAGGAAAAGGAGAAGAGGAAGAAGACUGUUUUAUUCAGUUGUUUGGAGACCAAGGAGCAGUUUGUGUAAAUGAUAAUGAAGGUGUAAGAGAGGUAGAGCUGCCUGUAGUUGAGCCUGACGCUGGAUGUUUGGCUCCAGUACCUCCAGAAAAUGGAUUUAUCAGGAAUGAGAAAAAUUACUAUUCCGUUGGAGAAGAAGUGGAAGUUGUCUGUCUGAGUGGUUAUAAUCUUGUAGGAUAUAAAUUCUUUAGAUGCCUACCAGACAAAACAUGGGUUCAACAUCCAGUGGAGUGCCAACCAUCAGCUUGCUCUAGACCCUCCCUUACCAAUGAUAUCAAGAUAUCUCCAUUUAAAUUGGAAUACGAGACAGGAGAAAGGAUCCACCUGAGUUGUCCAAAUGGCUACAUUCUUACUGGCCCAAGGAGCUACACCUGUGGGAAUGAUGUUGCCUGGACCCCACCUAUUUCAGGAUCACUUACUUGCAAACAGUCCCAGGAAAUUUUCCCUAGAGGCAAUUGCAGCUUUGGACAAAAGGAGGUGGGGUCUCAGUGCGUUUGUAUGUCUCCUGAGGAAGACUGUCCUCCUGGUAUGGAAGAUAUUUGUGUCCUGGAUACAGCACUCAAAAUGCCUCUUACAAAAUCGAGCUGCCAAUACGUAGCCAACAGGUGCCGAGGUGAUGAUCAAUUCAGUUUCCUCUCUUCUGGACCAUGUCAAAAUAAUGUCAACACAAACUGGCCCAUUGCACGGGCAAGUCUUUCAGCAAACAGUACAAGAAAAGAGCUCUGUGGAUAUGAUGUAUGUUACGAUUGGGAAAAAUGUUCAGAAAGAGAAUUACGAUGUACUUGCUUACUUCCUUACCAGUGCCCAAAGGAUGAGGGCCAACUCUACUGUAUCCUGAGUGGAGUUAGAAAACGUAUGAAGACAGUCACUUUCUGUUCUUUAGGAGCAAUGAAAUGCUCCAAUAUGAAGACUGAAUUGUUGCAUGCUGGGGAGUGUAUGCCUUAAGAUGAGUGACAAAGUCAUGCAUACUUAUGGAAGGAUAUCCAGAUGUAUACAAGAUAUAUUUCUGUAGCCAUUCAAAAUAAUGAUCAAUACAUUGUAAUAUUUUGGUAUUCAUUUAUAAUUACUAAAAUAUAUAAUCUGUUCUAUGUGCCUCAACAUUAGUUACCAUCUCCUUUUUGGCCAGAGGUCUACCACUUCUAUCUCUGUGAUAUCUUGUUUUCACCACUCCCUAUAAUUGCUUCUGCCUGUUGACCACCCGUAUGGUACUCUGUGAUAUAUUUUUUAUCAGCAUAAUUGUCAGCUACCACUCCCCCCCUCCCCGCCCCUUGCACUAGUACUAGUAAAGAAGCGAGGUUUCAAAGCACAUUGACGUCUCCAUGAUUCUUGGCUUCAGUAGUUUUAGAAUGGGCAUGGGCAAACAAUGUAGAUCUACUUCGGACAGGGCUCCAUGCCUGGAGUGAGGUGAAACUGUCAUAAGAGGCAGCAGUGGAAACACAGGAUGCUUCCCAUGUUCCAUAGAGAAGAACAGGGGGAAGCCAGGCAGCAACGCUCACCCCCAUGGGAUGAGGUUAGGGGUGACACGAACAACACAGGGCGCUGGGCAACUGGUUCCCCACGUCCCACGCUAGAUUCACCACGAUCCAUGAUUAAUCUCCCUGGUAUCACUGUGCUGUCAUGCCUGGGGGCUAAAACUGUUAGUGAUAGAGACAUAGACGUGACAUCUUUCCCCCAGGGGAUUGCUUCUUGCCUUCCUUUAAAGAACUGGAACUCCCAAGGACCAAAAACACUGUAGAUAACUCAAAAUAGGUUUUAUUGUUCACAAAGAGUUAUCCCUUUAAGGCAAUAAGCUGGAAGUUUCAAAGGGGUUAAAGGAAAUAUACAUUACAGUCUCUGGUUGUCUUGGGUCCAAGGAGAUUUCGCAGCUGAGAAUCUUUUCCUGUUACCUCUUUUCUCAAUAGCUGUGAAGGUCAGAACAAACACAACCCCCAGUCCAAUGGCCUAUGUUGAAGGCACAGAGUCUUCUUUUUGAUGCCAAAGGACCGGUUUGAAGGCGCUUGGGUCUCCUCAACGUUGUCCAGGGCGAUCUGGACAUGAAGCAUGAGUCUCAAGGGUAAAAACCUUAGAAUUGGUGAUGAGAGGUAACUUAAUUAAGGGCUUUAGAGCCAAGUCUCUUUCUAACGUCUAUCUGAUAGAAAGUUUGAUGGUAGAAUGGAAAAGGAAAAGCUCUGCCCUUCUCCAGGAAGAGGUGGAGCCAAGCAAUUGAGCUGAGGAAGCAAUAUAACUGGUGCAAACAACAUUGAUUGACUGCUAUAAAUAACCAAUCAGUCCAACUAUACAUUUACAAAGUAAGCAAGUAUGGGCAUGUUAUACAGUUUAAACCUUUGCACUUUAAAGUUCUACACACAGGUGGCACCACUCGUGCCGUCAUAAUCUCCCAUAACUUUGGCUGCAAUAUGAUGAGUUUAUUAGUGAUGUUUCCACCUCUUCUCACUCGAUUAUACACUUGCUUCUCAAGUGAAAUUGGUAUUGGCUUUGCACUCAUAGAGAGCUUUCCUCUCUUUAAUGACAUUCUUAUAAUAAAGAAUCAUUACACUUGA